This is a messenger RNA of Tribolium madens (black flour beetle), 1521 nucleotides long. RefSeq names its product putative neutral sphingomyelinase. The transcript has 4 exons. Gene Ontology annotation, cellular component: cytoplasm. NCBI's taxonomy places the organism in Eukaryota, Metazoa, Arthropoda, Insecta, Coleoptera, Tenebrionidae. The record is from RefSeq and is a predicted model, not a curated record. Gene Ontology annotation, molecular function: sphingomyelin phosphodiesterase activity. Bases 112 to 1293 code for a protein of 393 amino acids.
GAACAAGAGAGAAAGAGAGAUGUCAAUGUUGUGACGUGGUAUCACUGUUAUUUUAUAAAAAAGAAUUCUUUUAUUAUAAUUUUUUUCAUAAAUCUAUAAUUGUUUAAAAUUAUGGAGUUUAAAGUGUUUACUUUGAAUUGCUGGGGCCUCGCGGUGGUCUCUAAAAACAGAAGACGCCGAAUGCAAGCAAUAGCUGAGGUGCUAGCAACUAGCCAGUAUGAUGUAGUUUGCCUCCAAGAAGUAUGGCUCAACUCUGACUUCGAGUUAAUUAGAAACAAAGUCUCAGGGGUGUUACCUUACUCUCACUAUUUCCACAGUGGAGUCACAGGUUCUGGCGUUUGUAUUUUAUCACGACAUCCGAUGGAAGACAUUUUUUUCCACCAGUGGCCAGUAAAUGGUUAUAUUCAUAAAAUCCACCAUGGUGACUGGUUUGGUGGAAAAGGUGUGGGAUUAUGUAAAUUAAAAGUGAAUAAUUACACCGUCAACGUGUAUUCUGCACAUUUGCAUGCAGAAUAUGAUAGAGACUGUGAUGAAUAUCAAGCUCACAGAGUGCUCCAAUCUUUCGAUACCGCUCAAUUUAUCCAAAUGACGUCAGGAGAUGCUGAUUUAGUUGUCUUGGCAGGAGAUUUAAACACUGAGCCUGGAGAUUUAGCAUAUAGGAUAAUGUUAAGUGUUCCAGGACUUGUAGACGCAUUUAGUGAAGCUGGAGAGUCAGUACAAGAUUGUGUGGCUACAAAUGAAAGCCUCACAAAUAGUUACACACCAGUGGCCUUACUCAAGAAAAACAUUCCUGGUAAAAGAAUUGACUAUAUCAUGUACCACCCAGGCUCAAAUUUACAAAUUGAUCUAAAAAGCUACACAUUGCCAUUACCACAUAAAAUUCCUGAAUGUUCAUUCAGUUAUUCAGACCAUGAAGCAAUCGCUGCUACAUUAAUCAUCACAAAAAGUGAAAUAAGGUCAUUGAGAAGUGACCAACACAUGAAAAAAAGUGUUCUUGAAGAUAGCAUAGAAAUUUGUGAUGACGCACUCAGGAGCUUGAAUAAUCACAAAUAUUUGUAUUGUUUUUUUACGUUUGUUUUACUAGUCUUGCUGGUUACAACACUGGCAACUGAUUUGCCUUUUGGUUAUAACUUAAAUUUUAUUUACCAUAUUUGGAAAAUUUUGAUUACACUUUUUAUGUUUUAUACAUUUAUGAUGGCUACUAUUUGGAAUAAAAUAGAGCGCCAUGCUGUGAUUGCUGGGAAAUUAGGAAUGGAGACAGCUUUGAAGAAAUUAAAAGCCAAAGAUAUGUAAUUUAAUUACAUAUAAACAUUGUUAUAUCACUAGGUUAAUUUAAAGGCCAAGAAAUUAUCUAUAUCAAUGCUCAGUAUAAAAUGAACACUAAAAGACCAACAGUAUUGUUGCUCAUUUUCUAUUUUUUAGAUAUGUAUUUUUGUACUGCUUUUUUGCAGGAAUUCUUUUUGAUUUUUGUUGCUUAUGUUAUUACCGUUUUUGUUUCGUUACCAUUUUAGUAUUAAAUUU